Vigna radiata var. radiata (mung bean) is the source of this 1275-nucleotide messenger RNA. RefSeq lists its product as uncharacterized. Bases 1 to 1275 code for a protein of 424 amino acids. The record is from RefSeq and is a predicted model, not a curated record. Lineage: Eukaryota; Viridiplantae; Streptophyta; Magnoliopsida; Fabales; Fabaceae. The transcript is spliced from 2 exons.
AUGGCGAGCCCGGUAGUGAAGUCGGUGACCAUUCGCACAGUUUUGAGCAUUACUUUAUCAAAGUCAUGGUCCAUUCAUCAAUUGGACGUCAAAAAUGCUUUUUUACAUGGUACUCUCAAUGAAACAGUUUAUAUGCAUCAACCCAUGGGUUUUAAAGAUUCCUCUCAUCCUGAUUAUGUUUGCUUGUUAAAGAAAUCACUCUAUGGCCUAAAGCAAGCCCCUCGUGCUUGGUACAAGCGUUUUGCAGAUCAUGUGGCCACAAUCGGUUUCAAUCAUAGUAAAUCUGAUCACUCACUUUUCAUAUAUCAUAAGGAAUCUGACAUUGCAUAUAUUCUGUUAUAUGUUGAUGAUAUUAUCCUAAUAGCCUCCUCUGACUCUCUUAGAAAGUCAAUUAUGUCAUUAUUAAGUGCAGAGUUCGCUAUGAAGGACCUUGGUCCACUGAGCUAUUAUUUAGGGAUUGCAAUUACCCGUAAUGCAACCGGUAUGUUUCUCUUGCAAAAAAAAUAUGCGGAAGAAAUUCUUGAAAGAGUAGGGAUGACUAAUUGUAAAACUUGUCCCACACCGGUUGAUACAAAGCCCAAACUUGGUGCCUCUAAUGACAUUCCCUAUGCAGAUCCUACUAAGUAUAGACGUCUUGCAGGUGCAUUACAAUAUCUUACUCUUACAAGGCCUGGCAUUUCUUAUGCGGUGCAACAAGUAUGUCUUCAUAUGCAUGAUCCCAAGGAAAAUCACAUGAAUGCUCUCAAGUGUAUUUUACGUUACAUUCAGGGUACUAUUGAUUUUGGCCUGCAUUUGUAUAAAUCCACCAUUGGCAACCUCCUCUCCUACACAGAUGCCGAUUGGGGUGGAUGUCCGGAUACUAGACGAUCUACCUCUGGAUAUUGUGUUUUCUUCGGUGAUACUUUGAUUUCAUGGUCGUCUAAACGACAACCUACAUUAUCCCGCUCUAGUGCUGAGGCCGAAUACCGAGGAGUAGCUAAUGUUGUUUCUGAAUCUUGUUGGAUUCGAAACCUCCUUCUUGAGCUUCAUUGCCCAAUUCACAAAACUACAAUGGUGUAUUGUGACAAUAUGAGUGCCAUUUAUCUAUCAGGUAAUCCAAUUCAACAUCAAUGCACAAAACACAUUGAAAUGGACAUUCACUUUGUCCUUCAUAUUCCGUCCCGCUAUCAAAUUGCUGAUAUCUUCACUAAAGGCCUUCCGCGCAUACUCUUUGAUGAUUUUUGGGACAGUCCAAGCGUUUGUAAACCUUCCGUUUUGACUGCGGGAGUGUGUUAG